Acanthoscelides obtectus is the source of this 2222-nucleotide messenger RNA. NCBI's taxonomy places the organism in Eukaryota, Metazoa, Arthropoda, Insecta, Coleoptera, Chrysomelidae. The record is from the annotation of a GenBank genome assembly.
CAGCGACCAAUAGCAAGGUAGCAUUUUGAGUACAGUUAACCAAAACACAUGGCGGGCUUUGAAAUCCAAACAUAACCUUGUUUGUCAAAAAUAGUGUUCAACAAGUUGUCAGUUUUUGUUUAGACCGUUAAAAAAAUUAAAAAGUGUGGAAUUAUCGAUACAAAUAUGGCCAACAGAACAAAAAAUUAUCCCAACACAGUAAACCUAGAGACGAUAGCCUGCGAAAAGUACAUGGCAAGAUUGUUGAACAAGGAGAAAUUUUUGACUAGUGCCAUGCUACCCUCAAAGACAGCUAAGGAAAAGACAGUGAAGCAACUACCUCCCAACACCAACAUAAGCCAACUAACAAAGUACAAACAGACUGUUAGGCAACAGAAUAUGCCUUCCCCAAAACAUAAUCUAAGACCUGAUACCCUCACAGGCUUUGCUGAUGAUUCAAUAGUCGAAGUUACAGUUAAGACAACAAAUCCUCCUAGACAGAGAUCACGAUCGACGACCGUAGAGAAGGAGCCCUGGAGCCAACUAUUGAAGCAGCAACGAAGUGGAGAUAAAAUUUCCUUAUUUGGAAAUUUUGAUCCCUUGAGAACUUUGCACUUCCUUGCCAAAGAGUUGCAAUAUCAGUUACAGUCUGCCUUGCCAGAGGACAGCACUCUUCAACAGAUGGUAGCAGAUAUGCAGCAUGCACUUAAAAGAAUCCCACCAGAAGUAGCUUCAACAGUUCAUUUGCAACAAGCAAUUGAGAUGUUUCCUUUAAGAAAAAGUUCGAGUUCUGAAAAUAAUCUGAAAAAAUUUGACACAGCAACAGUAGGUACCCAAACACUCCCAAAUACUGAGAAGGAAGAUAAUCUCAGGCUGCAGAAAAUAAUGGAAGAGAGCACAAUUAAACUCGAAGAUAGUUGUAAGCAAAUGGAGAAGCUGUGUACCAAACUGAAAGAGGAAAAAGAUUCACUUGAAAGGUCUCUAGCUGAGGAGCGAAGAAUUGUGCAAGGCUUGGAGAAAAAAGUAUGGGAUUUGGAAGUACAAAAGAAAGAAAUCUUGGAGCCUAAAAUAAUGAUAUUAGAAGAAGAGAAGUCCAAGUUAGAGAGAAGCUUGGAUGAUUUAGCUAAAAAAGCGGAAACACUCAUUUCUGUAAGGGAGAAAGAAGAAUUCAAAAAUCAACUAACUGAAGCAAGAAACUCAAACUUUUGCUUGGAACAAGAGCUUUGUAAGGUCAAACAUCAAUUGAGGCUGAAUACCAUAGAAAAAGAGAAAUAUAUAGCAAUUCUGUCAGUGCGAGAUAAGCAGAUAAAUGAAAUAAGAAAUGAAAUGACACAACUUCAAGAGGUAGUCAAUCAACAGCUGAUGGAGUUACAUAACAAUGCAUUCCACUCAAUUCCAAAUAGUGACAAUGCGGCCUCUUGUCCACCAGAUGCAAAUGCUGAUAAGAAACCUGUAAAUGGCAUAGGUGAUUCCACUAUCUCAACCAUUUACAGCAAUGAUGAACAACAGCAACACUAUAGCUCAAAAUCUAAUCAUUCCUUCAGAGAUCUACCUUCGGGGGACAUUGACUUGUCUGUGGUUUUGCAAGAUUUGCCUGACAGUGGCUCUUUGAAGCUUGAUGCAUUUAAAGAUGUAAGAAAAUGAUUACUUAUGAUGAAUUGUAUUUUAAGACUAAAUAUGGAUGAUGUAACUUCAGAAACUCAUUCCGUCGUCGUCUAUCUGAUCUAUUACCUUUUAUCUAGCCAAUAGAUAGAACCUGUUUCAUUUCUGCAGUUUGAGAACGGCUGUUAUGAUAGCUGAAACGUCAGUAACGUCAUUUAUUACUCAUUAUUGAUUAUUAAUGGUUUAAUCGUUGAAGAAAUUUAGCAGUUCACAUCACACAAACAUAGUCUUUGUCCAUAUUUUAUUAAUCGACCAGAACAUAUGAGGUUCCAAUGCAGUUAAUGGAACAGUUUCAUACUAAGGAUUGUUAUAGGAUAUAGACGUGGAAAAGAUAGAUUCGCAUUCUAGCAUCAGAAGUAUGGUGAGCGAGAUUAAAAGAGCUGCUUAUGUUGUGGCAAAUACCCCUAGAUAGUUGCAGUAUUUCUAAGUUGGUGAGCAAUUCUCCUGGAGAAAGAGUAAACGAUGAUUUUAGACUUACAGUCUGUAAAUAUUGUACAAAAUUGUGGCUUAAUGUUGUAUCUUCAUGUAUUAUCUUUACACUUUAUGGGUGAAAUAAUGAAAAUAAAUAUUUAUGGAAAAUA